UCAAAACCAUAGAUUGGACACGGAGACUGUGUACAAGCUUCAAAAGUCCAAAGAGUUUAUCUCUCAACUUGGUUGAGAUUAGUGCAACCCGGACCAUGACAAAAAGAGAGCUUUUCAACGAUGUCUAUUUUCAGUCGCAAUCUUGUGACUCUGUUUUCUCCAAGUUCCCAUAUUUGCCCAGAGAAUUGCGGCAGAUGAUCUGGUCACACUCGCUACGCCGGCGACGAUGGAUACCGCUUAGAGUGGUCCUACCAACAGACUACUUGUCCUAUGUAGACUAUGGACAAUCAAGGGAAAAGUAUCUUCGAACUCCCUACUACGGCGCCCGGAAUAGCCUGGGCAAGAUCAUCAGUGGGUGGGACUACCACCUCGCUGUCGACAAGGAAGAUUCAACCCUGAGCCCGCUGUUCGGGGUCAGCAGUGAAGCGAGACAAAUUGCCCUGGAGUUCUACCGCGUCCGCGUUCCAGUUCGUCAGUGUCUCUCCCUCUCCAGUGGGAGGGAUCUCCGCCUCAACCCGGAAUACGACGUUGUCUUUCUGAAGUGGGCUUACAGGUCUUACCUGAUAGCCGACAUCCUGCACGACAUCAAAGCCCACGACCCCCAAGAUGUCGGCGUCGUACAUCUCGCACUCAAUGAAGGAUUCUGUGAUUACUUGGACAAACUGAGCUGCGAGAGCCCGGACGGGUUUCCAGACAUCAAAUAUGGACUUAGCCUUUCAACCCUCCACCAGGUAGCGCGGGAGUCGCUCGCCGAGAUGGUGCGCAGCAAGAUCCAGUCCAUUUUCUACAUGGUCAACUUCCUCUGGGACAGGGUGUGGAACCCCGUGGCGGGUAUCAGCCACCCCCUGACCGGCACCCCCGGAUCCGGCCUGUUCAUGCUCCACCACGCGCGCGGCCGUCCUCUCGAUCGGCACCUGGACUCGGCGACCUUUUUCGACUGGCUCCCGCGGGAUCCACGGCCCGUGGACGCGGACCUCGGCAUGGUCCGGCUCUGGGACGACCCGCACCGGCUGUCCGAGUGGUGGACGCGGCUCGAGGCCCUGUUCGGAGCCGACGGGUGGUGGCAGACGCACCCGCGGCCCGACUUUUACCUCUGUCCCUCCACCCGGUGGUCGACCCGCUUUCACGGCUACGAGCCGUGUGUCGGAGGGGACCAGGCCGACCCGGACCUCACUCGCGAGCGCCUCGAGCUCUACCUGGACGACGAGGCGCGCAGGCUCGACGAGGCUUGCGAGUACGCGGCCGUCUGUCACCAGUGGAAAGGCGGCAGGCGCGGGUUCCUCCUGGACCAGGCGACGUACGAGAGGCUGCAGGUGGAGCUGCGCGACGUUGUCGGCAUGUGGGUCCUGCGGCCGGAUGCAUACGUGGACCACGAAAACAGGACGGACCCGUUGGAAAGACCCAAGAGAUGCUACGACGUGUCGGCGGCUUGGCCUGGCCUGGUUGUGUUUGAGAAGGCGGUAGACUGA
Molecule: messenger RNA, 1469 nt
Organism: Pyricularia oryzae 70-15
Lineage: Eukaryota; Fungi; Ascomycota; Sordariomycetes; Magnaporthales; Pyriculariaceae
Exons: 1
Coding region: 96-1469 (457 amino acids)
Source: RefSeq, a predicted model, not a curated record